Leguminivora glycinivorella is the source of this 4133-nucleotide messenger RNA. It is a transcript of the gene snu, whose product is annotated as ABC transporter G family member 23. Gene Ontology annotation, molecular function: ABC-type transporter activity; ATP binding; ATP hydrolysis activity. Lineage: Eukaryota; Metazoa; Arthropoda; Insecta; Lepidoptera; Tortricidae. The record is from RefSeq and is a predicted model, not a curated record. Gene Ontology annotation, cellular component: membrane. The transcript is spliced from 16 exons. Bases 205 to 2565 code for a protein of 786 amino acids.
CGCGGUACGCAACGCGCGCACGCCGUGAUAUUAAAAAAAAUAUUUUUAAAAACUAUCCAUUGAUUGUCUGUGCCGUGUUUGCGCGCGAAAAGUGACAGUGACGUAUUCCUAUUCCAUAUUUUGAAUUUCGAAUUUCAACUUGUGCUGUUUUUGGUGACAUUUAUUUUUAAUUUCAAGAGGCGUUUUUCUGGAUAAACUACCUUCAUGACUGACAAAAUGGCGACACCUACAGAGUUACCAGCGGAGCGAGUGAAGCAAAUGUUCAGCUGGACCACUGCAGAGACCUCGCCUCCGUCGCCGAACGGCGAUGCGAAGGACUCUAAGAUGAGUCAGAUACAAUUCUCGACACCUUACGACAAACAAGAGAACGCGUGGCACAAACAGCAAAACGCGGUGUGCGUCCGACACGCGUUCAAACACUACGGGUCCAACAAACGACCUAACCAUGUGCUCAGCAACCUCAACAUGACUGUAGCUAAAGGGACCAUAUAUGGUCUCCUGGGUGCCUCAGGCUGUGGCAAGACCACGCUACUGUCCUGCAUCGUGGGACGCCGCAAGAUGAAUAGCGGCGAAAUCUGGGUGCUCGGAGGAAAGCCUGGGACCAAAGGCUCAGGAGUCCCAGGCAAACGCGUGGGUUACAUGCCCCAGGAGAUCGCUCUGUACGGCGAGUUCACCAUUCGCGAGACUAUGAUGUACUUCGGCUGGAUCUUCGGUAUGGAGACGAGGGAGAUCGUGGAGCGUCUGCGCUUCCUUCUGGAAUUCUUGGACUUGCCGAGUGAGAACCGUAUGGUGAAGAAUCUUAGUGGCGGUCAACAGCGCCGUGUAUCCUUCGCCGUGGCUCUCAUGCACGACCCUGAGCUUCUCAUCCUUGACGAGCCAACAGUGGGAGUGGAUCCCCUGCUCCGUCAGUCCAUCUGGACGCAUCUCGUGCGCAUCACCAGCUCGGGAGACAAGACUGUUAUCAUUACCACGCAUUACAUCGAGGAGGCGCGGCAGGCGCACUGUAUCGGUCUGAUGCGGAGCGGUCGUCUGUUAGCCGAGGAGUCCCCUCAGGCGCUCCUCACGAUGUACAACUGUAUAUCGCUGGAGGAUGUCUUCCUCAAGCUGUCGAGAAAGCAAGGUCAAGCGAACCAGGUGGUUGAGCUCAACGUGUCCGGCGGUGGCCUAGGGCUGAACAAGCUGUCCAAACGCGAGGAAGCUCCCUACGCUGCUGAUGAUCCUCAGGCCAAGGGACUGUACUUCUGUCAGAGCAAGGAGGUGCUUAUCACGGAGGGCGCCCAAUCCAAUGGAGACCUACCCGGAAAACUCACCCAGCCUAGAGGACCACAAAUCGACGUUUGCGAAGAUCUUUUCAAUUUAACAUCGCGAGGCAAAAUAAAGGCGUUGAUCCAGAAGAACUUCCUGCGAAUGUGGCGUAACAUCGGAGUCAUGCUGUUCAUCUUUGUGCUGCCUGUCAUGCAAGUCAUCCUGUUCUGUCUCGCCAUCGGUCGUGACCCUAGUGGACUCAAACUGGCCAUAGUGAACAACGACGUGAACGUGAUCAACGGCCUCUGCCCCUACAACUCUUCCUGCUCUAUGAAGAACCUCUCCUGUCGCUACCUGGACCAUCUUCGAAACGCUUCUAUAAUAAAGGAGUACUAUGCAGACUUAUCUUCGGCGCUGGCCGCUGUAAGGGAGGGAGAAGCGUGGGGCGCGAUAUACUUUAAUGAGAACUAUACGGACUCUUUGGUGGCGAGACUGGCUCUUGCGGAUACGGCUGACGAAGAAACCAUCGAAUCUUCAGAAGUGCAAGUGUGGCUCGACAUGUCCAACCAGCAGAUCGGACUUAUGCUCAACAGAGACAUACAGUUCUCAUACAGGGACUUCGCUAAGGACUUGCUGGCGACUUGCGACUACAACCCGAAGGUGGGAGACAUCCCGAUCGACUUCAAGGAACCCAUCUAUGGCGACAACAACCCGUCUUUCACUGACUUCGUAGCUCCUGGUGUUAUUCUAACGAUCGUGUUCUUCCUUGCCGUAGCCCUAACCUCAUCAGCUCUGAUAGUCGAGCGUAUGGAAGGUCUCCUGGACCGCUCGUGGGUGGCUGGAGUGUCGCCCGGCGAGAUCCUGUUCUCGCACGUGGUGACGCAGUUCGUGGUGAUGGUGGGGCAGACGGCGCUCGUGCUCGUCUUCAUGAUCCUGGUGUUCGGGGUAAAAUGCAACGGGAACAUCGCGCUGGUCGUCAUGCUUACGCUGCUGCAAGGUCUCUGCGGAAUGUGCUUCGGCUUCGUAAUCUCCGCGGCGUGCGAGCUAGAACGCAACGCGAUUCAACUUGCCCUGGGCUCUUUCUACCCCACCCUCCUCCUGUCCGGGGUCAUCUGGCCCAUCGAGGGCAUGCCCUGGAUCCUUCGCUACGUCUCACUUUGCCUCCCUCUCACUCUAGCCACGACUUCCCUGAGAUCUAUCCUGACUAGAGGCUGGCCGCUAGCGGAUCCUGAAGUGUAUAUGGGCUUCGUGUCAACUCUGAUUUGGAUCGCGAUGUUCUUAGUGGUGACACUGACGAUAUUGAGAUUUAAGAGGGGUUAAGAGGUAGGAGAUGGGACGUUAGGGGGAUACAAUUUGUGGAAAAGCAGAAUGUGGAUUUCAUCACAGACAUGUCCUUGUUCAAGUGUUCUUUCAGACAUUCCAAAGUAAAAUCUGAUCAUCAGAGAUCAGGUCAUUAUUACACAUGACAAUUUUGAUGGAAAGCCUCUUUUUUUAUUUUGUGUAAAGCUUAUAGCCUAGUUCUAACAUUAAAACUAUUGUAUGAUUAUGCUUUUCUAUUUUAAGAGAAAUCUCAUUGUUAUUCUGGAAGCUAUCUACCAUUUUUCCCCUGGUGGGACGUGGUGAUUUUUCCUUUACCAAAGCUACUAUGACCUUCAUAGUUCCGCUUUCUAUUAUCCCACUUCUGAAGUCUCGUUAGACAGUUACAGAAAGUUGUUUAAAUUUUUACUUUUUUUUAGUUUGAAUAGGUAGACGUUUGACCACUAUGAUUCUGCUGUAUUUUCUGAUUUUGUCCCCUCUGUAUAACGUCCCCUGGUUAUGCUCAGUAGUGACAAAGGUGUAGGGAGUGUGGGUUCCAUCCUGCCGUGCCGCCCGGAUGGCCUCAUACAGACGUUUCAAAUUUAAUUAAACUGUCAUAUAAUUUAGAUUCUGACAUUUCUAUUUGACAUUUGUAAAGACUUCCGUGGUUUAAGUUUAGGUUUAGUUUUCCAAACGUUUGUAUGGUGUCUUAAGAUGCUUAUACACUUGCUAUAUAACGCAAAAAUGACACUUCGUUAUGAAUGAACACUACAUUAUUUCCAGAUUUUUAGAUGUUAUGUUUUGUGUUGUAUAACUAAUGUAAAAGUGCCUUUAUUUUCUUGCUGAGCGGGUUAUAUUUGCUCAAUCCGAACAAACUGACUUAGUCCAUAGCGAAUGACUGUUAGUCAAAUGUAAAUAUUAGUAUUGUAUUUAUAAUUUAUCGAUAAGUACGUAGGUACUCUAGGUUUUCGGGAAUGUUAGCAAUAAUAAGUUAGUCUCGCUUGAGGGGUUUACGGUUCCUUCAGACGAUCGGACGAUGGUGAAUGUUCGAUCGUGUCGAGGGGGCGUUAUGGGCUUACUAAGGACUUCUGUUGAUACCUGAUUAAAAGUUACCAAUAGCUUAAGAUGGUGCCAUAGACAUAGUGAUUGUACCCCAAGGAUUGGAUCUAUUUAUUCUUGCUUUUAACGCCAUGCGCCAUCUUUGAAACAUUAAAAAACAGUUUAAAAUUUGACAUGGACAAUGAUAGCUUUACAGUGUGAAUUAUAAAUGUAAUCUUAGUUUUAGUUGUACAGUAAGAUAGUUUAACAUUUUGUAUUGACUUGGAAGCCGAUGUGUCAACUAUUAGAAAAAAAAGUGAUUUUGACAGUUGAGACGUCUGCCGCCAUUUCUUAGCAGGUUUUGACAGUUGUGUGGUAUUGCAUGUGUUGAAAAUUUUAGUUUUUUUUUUAAAUAUGAGACGGUUUAGGUUAAGCGCUUGUUUUGUACCGGCUUCAUGACUAGAAAUACGUGUAAAGUGGCAGACUGUGAUUAUUUUUGCUAACAUUGACAUUUUUGUAAUGAUUAAAUAUACAAUUAUACCGUACCAAAUACA